GACCUACAAAAUACAGACUUCUUCUGUGACAAUAUUGAAAAAGAGAAAGAGUGCUUACAUAGAAAAUGGGAGGAUCUAGCUUGCAACAAUACAAAGAUUGAAGCCAUAGAAAUUUUGGAAGUUGCACGUACUGAAAAAAAAAA
Molecule: messenger RNA, 143 nt
Organism: Dentiscutata erythropus
Lineage: Eukaryota; Fungi; Glomeromycota; Glomeromycetes; Diversisporales; Gigasporaceae
Source: the annotation of a GenBank genome assembly